Molecule: messenger RNA, 606 nt
Organism: Prunus avium (sweet cherry)
Lineage: Eukaryota; Viridiplantae; Streptophyta; Magnoliopsida; Rosales; Rosaceae
Source: RefSeq, a predicted model, not a curated record
AUGUCCAGAAGAAGACAGUACUCGUUGCAUAUAAAUUGUGGUGGAAAACGAACCACCAUCGAAGGAGUCACCUUUGAAGAGGAUCAAGACUCAGGAGGUGCAGCAAAAUUCGUUCCUCAGAUUCAGAAACCUAUCUGGGGAACCAGUAGCACUGGACAUUUCUGGGAUUCUAGCCCCAAUCCUACAGACUACAUUGCAAAUAAUGUAUCUAUACUUAGAAUGAACAACUCUGAGUUGUACACAAGUGCACGCCUCUCUCCUCUUUCUCUCACGUAUUAUGCACGCUGCUUUCGAAACGGCAAUUACACCGUGAAACUUCACUUUUCGGAGAUAACGAUCAGAGGCAAUAGAUCUUUUCGUAGUGUUGGAAGACGGAUAUUUGAUAUUUAUAUUCAGGAGAAACUGGUGUGGAAGGAUUUUGAAAUUAAAAAGGAAGCACACGGCGUUGAUAAAGAACUCAAUAAGGAAUGUAAAGCAGUUGAGGUUAAGAAUAAAACUUUAGAGAUCCGAUUUCAUUGGUCUGGGAAAGGGACAACAGCUUCUCCAAAGAAAGGAACAUUUGGUCCUCUUAUAUCUGCUAUCUCUAUAGAGCCUGGUAUAUUCUGA